Schistosoma intercalatum is the source of this 3127-nucleotide messenger RNA. The record is from the annotation of a GenBank genome assembly. NCBI's taxonomy places the organism in Eukaryota, Metazoa, Platyhelminthes, Trematoda, Strigeidida, Schistosomatidae.
CUUAACCAUUGAAAUUACUAUAAUAUCCACGAAACCCACCUUAUUAAUUAAUUGAAAUGAAACAUUUUAUGGUUAAUUAUUUUUUUGCUACUUUAUUGACUAGUUUCCUGCUUGUCUACUGUAUGCAUCUUAAAUUCAUAAAUAAAUUUUGAUAAAAAUAGUUGUCUAGUGGAACAAUACCAAAACAAAUAAUUAUUGAAUAUAUUUUUUUCUUUAUUUUGUCACAUUCAUAUAGUUUAACUAUUGUAUUAUUCAAUAAUUACAUUCACCCAAAAAGAAAACAUCCAGUUCUAAUGUAUGGGGCAGAAACCUGGAGAACAACGAAAGCCAUCAUCCAGAAAAUACAGGUGUUUAUUAACAAUUGUCUACGCAAAAUACUUCAGAUCCAUUGGCCGGACACUAUUAACAACAACGUACUGUGGGAGAGAACAAACCAGAUCCCAGCGGAGGAAGAAAUCAGGAAGAAGCGCUGGAAGUGGAUAGGACACACAUUGAGGAAAGCACCCAACUGCGUCACGAGACAAGCCCUCACAUGGAAUCCUCAAGGCCAAAGGAAAAGAGGAAGACCAAAGAACACAUCACGCCGAGAAAUGGAGACAGACAUGAGAAAAAUGAACAAGAAUUGGAUGGAACUAGAAAAGAAGGCCCAGGACAGAGUGGGUUGGAGAAUGCUGGUCAGCGGCCUAUGCUCCAUUGGGAGUAACAGGCGUAAGUAAGUAAUUUAACUAUUGUAUUAUUCAAUAAUUACAUUCACCCAAAAAGAAAACAUCCAGUUCUACUGUAUGGGGCAGAAACCUGGAGAACAACGAAAGCCAUCAUCCAGAAAAUACAGGUGUUUAUUAACAAUUGUCUACGCAAAAUACUUCAGAUCCAUUGGCCGGACAUUAUUAGCAACAACGUACUGUGGGAGAGAACAAACCAGAUCCCAGCGGAGGAAGAAAUCAGGAAGAAGCGCUGGAAGUGGAUAGGACACACAUUGAGGAAAGCACCCAACUGUGUCACAAGACAAGCCCUCACAUGGAAUCCUCAAGGCCAAAGGAAAAGAGGAAGACCAAAGAACACAUCACGCCGAGAAAUGGAGAUAGACAUGAGAAAAAUGAACAAGAAUUGGAUGGAACUAGAAAAGAAGGCCCAGAACAGAGUGGGUUGGAGAAUGCUGGUCAGCGGCCUAUGCUCCAUUGGGAGUAACAGGCGUAAGUAAGUAAAACACGGAUGGGACCUCUUUUACAUCUUCAUCAUCCAUCAAGCUACAAGUUACAGCAGAAAAGUCUAUGUUUCAGUCUGCUAUUGGUGGAAUCAUAUCAUGUAUUGGAGGUGCUGUAGGUACGGGAAAUAUCUGGCGCUUUCCACGUAUUUUAGCAACUAAUAGCACUUCCGGUGGUGCAUUAACAUUUUAUAUUAUAUGGAUUAUAAUACUAUUUUUUUGGUCUAUUCCGAUUCUUAUUGUGGAAUAUUCACUUGGAAGAUUUACUAGAAAUUCUGUUCCAUUGGCAUUUUGUAAAUUUUUUGGACAAAAGUUCUUCUGGCUAGGUGCAUGGUUGGUGACAGUAAUUUUCUUUUUGAGCUGUUAUUAUCCUGUUGUACUUGGAUGGUGUAUCUAUUAUUUCUAUAUAUCUUGUGUGUAUUCUUUACCGAAAACAGAAGAAGAAGGUUUAUCAAUUUUCAAUAAUUUUGCAGAAAAUUCCUAUUGGCCAGUACUUACUCAGUUUCUGGCAAUCGCCUUAAGUGGUAUUUGUUUAGCCGGUGGAGUUAAAUGGAUUGAAAAAGCCAAUAUUAUUCUUGUCCCACUAUUGCUAUUCAUAAUUGUGUUCAUGUUCGGUUGGGCAAUAACUAGACAAUAUGCAGAAAUCGGUAUUACAUUUUUAUUCACUCCAUCUUGGAGCACUCUUACAUAUCCCAAUCUUUGGAUUGCAGCUGCUGGUCAAAAUGCUUUUGAUACAAGUUCUGGUAUGGGUAUAAUGACAACCUAUUCUACAUUUAUGUCAAGAGAUUCUAGAAUAGUAGCUUACAGUUUUCUUAUCCCAAUAAUAAAUAAUCUUGUAAGCUUAUAUGCAUCUAUAACGAUAUUUUCAACAGUGUUUUCGACAGUCAUACAAACAAGUCCUACAGUUACUCGCUCAGCAAUUGUAAAACUUAUAAAGACUUCUGGGCCUGGAAGUACAGGACUUACUUUUACUUGGAUACCUGUCUUAUUUUCUAAAUUUGGUUUAUUUGGUCGAAUUCUAUGCGCAAUGUUUUUCCUAUGCCUAGUUUGUGCUGGAAUAAGUUCAUUACUGUCAAUUACUCAGAUAGGUGUACUUGCAAUGAAAGAAUUGAAUGUACCUCAUCGGUUAGCCGUUGCUAUUGCCUUAAUUGCAUCAGCUCUUAUUGGUAUACCUUCAGCAAUGUAUCUUGACUUUUUAACAAAUCAAGAUAAUACAUGGGGAUAUGGACUUGUAAUUUCUGGAUUUUUAUUCUGUCUAUUAGUUAUUGUUUAUGGUCCAAAUCGUUAUCGACGUGUUCUUAUUAAUGAAUUUGGUAUAAAUGAUUGUCAUUUACCAAUUUUUUGGGUUCCACUUAUAGCAUUUUUAGUCCCCUUACAAUCAGUUGUACUAUUAGGCUGGUGGAUGUAUGAAUCCAUAACUACCGAUCCAAAUUGGUAUCAUCUAAACUGGACAUCACUGUUAACAACAUUGUUAGAAUGGUUCGUCGCCGUGAUUGGCCUAUUAAUUUUAAACUGGAUACUUUAUCGAACAAAUAUACUCAGUAAAGCUUUAAAUAAAGCUCAUGGUUGUGAUCCGUAUAAUCCAGCAACUUAUGAAAAUACAGACGAACAAAUGGAAAGUACUAGUAUUAUCAAUAAAGAAUUAAAUAAUAAUAUUGAUGGUAGCACUAUUUGUACUCGGUUAUAAGUGAAAAAUCAAUCUUGGCAAAAUGAUAUUGAUCAGUAUAAAGCAUUGUAUAUUCCCCUAAUUUGACAAUGAUUCUUUCAAUUAAAUUGUUUCUAGUCACAUUAACUUCGUUUUUUUCACUGCUGGUUAUUCUGAUGGUAUAGUACAAUCAACACUUAUGAAAUGAUACUAAAGGAUCUAAUAGGUUCCUUUCAAAAAUCUAUAACUGUGAGUGAAAAGAAAUGUUUAAAGUUUAA